CUGUUAUAGUGAUACCGUGUGAGCCAAUCUAUGUUACAAAAAAAAAGUAUGUCGAAGACAAAUUGAGACGGUGCCCCCACUUCGUUACAUUACAGAAAGGCCAAUAACAACCUAUCCAGAAGUAUGUGAUUGUAUAAACACUACUUAAGAGAAAAAUUGUCUUUGACAGUUUACCUAGAGCCCGCAGUUAGGCUUCCAUCUGGAAAUAUCAAAUUUUUCGUAAAAAGUAACUGCUCGACAUAAGCGCCAAGACUAUUCUCUGGAAAUGGAAUAUUGUUGUCAUCGAAUUUAAUUUGUUUAGAAAAUCUGUGAAAUGUUAAGGUGAAUAAGAAAGUAUGUUCUUCACAAAAUUGAUUUACCAAAUAAAACUAUUCGGACAGCCUACAAGUCAAAAUAGCCUUUUUAGAUAAUUAAUUACGACGUUAACGUGUCUGGCAAAGCUGGGGAUUCAACACUAUAGGAACUUACAUUGAAAUAGCAGAAAGAUUAAAGGCUGCUUCUUUCAUGACUGUGCCUGCUAACAAGCUCUUUGCGCCGCUGAAAGCAUUUUUAAAGGGUGUCCCUGAUGUCCACCGGAAGUACUACCAUCAGCUUGGGCUCGAAUUUAUCCGAUAUUACCAUCAAACUCGAUGUCUCUCUCAAGGACAACACGACUCUCUCACCUUCGUUUCCGACGAGUGGAAGGGAUUGACCCAUGUAUCAUCUAUGCGAUCGCAUACUUCAGUGAUGUCAUCUACACCGAUCACAGACGUCAAAAACUUCGUAGGCAAGUCGUAUUUUCAAUGCAUUAAACAGACCGAACCAGGACACGAAAGUCGACUGCUGGCUGAUAGUCAUAAAAAGGUACCGUGACAGUUAGGGGAACUGUUUGGCAUGGCAGAAAAAAAUAGAGCGCACUAUCCCUGAAAUUGCAGAAGGCAAUACAAUUUUACGCUCCAACUACGCGAUUUUACUGUUUCAUACUCGUAGAGCUAUAAAAGUACGAACGGAGCAGUUUGCCUAACCCAGUUGUAUGUAUUACGCUCGAAGACGGGACGGGACGCAUAGCUGCAAUUAGAGAUGGAGUUUUUGCUGUUGGUGGGCAGUUAUGGCGGUCCCAGUCACUUUCACGUAAUGGGUCUAGAAUUAUCGUCUUUAUUCACGGUUAUCUGGACUAGCGAUGGCUGAGAAAAGGUAUUAGAAUCGAGUCAUAUAUUUACGAAGGAUUGCUUUUACGCUUAUACUUUGUUUGUCCAUACUGAGAACGAUGUAGAUUUGUUUAAUAAUGCAUCUGUACGUAUGUAGCAACGGUAUACGUAUCUCCAUAUUCGCUGAAGUACGUAAAGAGCUCCAAUAUCCUUUGAGGACCUGAUUUCGUUUAAACAUGAAAGAAAAAGAGAACAUAUUAAAUUCGGUUUGGGUUUAUUACAGUUUUAUGCUGUUCUGAUUUGUACGUUAAACACAACGUCGGCCUAAUGGUCUCCCAAACUUUUAUAAAAGCAGGCGCGUGUAUAAAAUCUCGAAUUUUAGAGUAGUACGCCAUCUUCGAUCGACUUGAUGACCGUAUAAAUAUUAAUUUUUAGUUUCUAGUCUACCGUUAGUUUGUUUGGGUAAAUCUUCUGUUUUACAUACCCGAACGGAAAAAGCGGAGGCGGUUGGAUCCCCGGAAUGUGGCAGGUUUUAGCAUUUUUCGAAGUCAGCCGAUUCAAUGAAAUGGAUGAGAAGUGCAGGGGGAUGAUUCAUGGCUCGUUGGAGAUCAUUAAAGCGUUGGCCAUUUUCUGAAGCUACAAUGUGGAACACACGAAUGUAAAAACGCAGCUGUUAUUUGGGUUAUGCUUCGACAAAGCGAGCUAUUCGGCCAUCACAAACUACGAUUAUAAGAAUAAAUGUCGAUAACUCGUAUGCACGAACGAACAUAAAGUGUUCCGUUUAACAAGGAAAACACAUUCGAAGCAGGAACGUCGUUAUCCGGUGCACGGUAAU
Messenger RNA from Varroa destructor (honeybee mite), 1962 nucleotides. RefSeq lists its product as uncharacterized. NCBI's taxonomy places the organism in Eukaryota, Metazoa, Arthropoda, Arachnida, Mesostigmata, Varroidae. The record is from RefSeq and is a predicted model, not a curated record.